AUGCACCAUCAAGAUUCUUGUAUUGAUACCCUAAUAGAUCCCCCGGACGAGAAAUUCGAUGUUGCUUAUAAUCCCUAUUAUUUAUCCCAGGAAUCUUCUUCUCCUGCAGUUCAUCCGAUCGAUGCGCAUCCAGCUUCUAGCUUUAUUUUACUUGGGAAACUGAAGUCGUCCGUAAACGAGGUGCUUUAUUCUCUAGGAUCCGCGGGUAAUACAUACGAUGUAAAUGAUUACAUAUCUGUUACAGAAGAGUGUCUGAAGGAGCUUAAGAAUAUCAAGCUAGGACGCCAAAUUGAAUCACGGCGUGCGAACAUCCAUAAACACUUAACCGUGUGUUCCCCUAUAAUCUUAGAAUUACAUGACGAUUCGCAUCGGGAAGAAUCACCACAAGUUUGCACUCCAAUACGCUCUCAAAGUGUUCUGAAAAAUCACAUUUCUGCGAUUAUGCGACAAAAAAAAUUAUCCCCAAAGGCAUCGCCGUUUGUGUCGGAUGAGAUCACUCGGGAUAAUAUCGAGGAUGCUCGACACGCGUCCGCCCUUCGAAAUGAAGAGCGUCAGCGACAGGCCGAAGAGCGUCGGCUCUAUAAUCUCAACGAGAUUAAAAUCCGUCUAGAAGCGGCCGAGGCACGUGGGCAGCGUGCAAAAGCAAGGAGAGAAGCAGCAGAGCAGAGACAAAGAGAGGAGACUAUGGAUCGACAGGAAAAUGCCGUUCGUCGGAUUGAGGAGGCUCGGAAGCAGACUGUUGAACGAGCACAGCGAGCUCAUUCUCACGUCGACGAAGUCCGCCUUACAAAUGAGCUACGUCGCCAAACUAAAGUUCUCUUACUCGACAAAAAAAUGAGUGAAGUAGGGCAUAACCAAGAAGUCAAGAGAGAAGCCCAGGAACGGCGUGCGCAAGAGCGACGGGAAGCGAUGUCUGCUGCCGCCAAGCGACGCAGGGACCUCAGCGAAGAAAGGGCUGAAAAACAGCAACUAAGGGAUCUGCAACGACAGGAAAUUCUACGGCGUCUUGAAGAGCAAAAAAGAUUGGAGCUUGAGUUGAAGCAACAAAAGGCCGAAGAAUGGGAAAAAAGGGUACAACAGCGCCAAGAAGAAGUCCAUGCUGAAAUGGAAGCCCUAAGCCGAAAAGCUGAAGAAAAGUUUCAGCAAAGCCAACAAAUUCUCGAAGAGCAACGUGAGAAAAGAAGACAAAAGUUAGAGAGGGAAGACCAAAAACAGCGUGAAGCUAAGAGUCGGCGUGACCGUGAGGGAGAAUCGAAGACGAUGGUUCAUGAAACAAUGGCAUUUAUUUGUGUUCAGAAAGACGACGAGAUGCCAUUUCGCGUAUCCAAGCUUGUCUUGUCCUCUUCUAGACAAGGAAAAGCCUUUUCUGAUAAUUAUCAAAAAGAGUGUCUCAUUUCCACGAAAGAUCUUAACAGGAGUAAGCUUCGCGUCGCUUUUAGUCGACUCUCCACCUUUUUGAAUACCACCUCUGUUGUGCAAUGUAAGCAGCCGUUGCACGACAUCAGCGCAUUGGAUUUGUGUAGUAUAGACUAUGAAUUUAUCCGUUAUUUCAAUUCAUUUGAGAUAAUUGCAGGUCUUAUUACCAGCGCAAGGAGAGCUCGUGAUGUGGCUGUAGUACAACAAGCCACUAGCCUGUUGCGACGAUUGUUUGUCGAUGAAGUAGAAGGAAAGCAAAAUGUGAUAUACUUCCUGAGGAGCGGUGAUUUGGUGCCUUUGCUUUUGGAAUCAUGGGAAGAAGCAACGUUUCUGCGACAACAUAACAAUCCUAGUACCAACGCUGAUAUUAUUCUUUCAAUUUUAGAAGUUGUAGGCACCUGCCUUGAACAGGUGUGUUUUGAUAAUCAGUCUAAAAUUGCCCCUCUGCUUAAUCAAAUAUUAAAUGACCUGGACAUAACGGGCGUCGAUCGCAUUUGUUUCUCAAUAAUUAAAACACCAUCUAUAGAAGCAGAACUCAACCUUACGCAUUGUGCACUGCGGAUUUUAUAUGCAGAGUUGAACGUCAUUUCUCGUUAUCGCAACGAAUCCCGAACCCUUUGGUUUCAGCAUGUCACUGCUUCCUUUUUUUCGUUGCUUCAGAAUACUGUACUUGCCGAUAAAAAUCCAUCACAGCCUGAACGAUCGCUUAGUGGUGCUCAAGUAGUUGUGCUCUUCAGUGCAUUACGUGUACUCAACAUGCUUGCACGGUGGCAACUCUCCGCUUUUCAAAAUUUGCUUUCUGAAGCCAUUACUUCAGUUACUGCCACUUCAAUCUCUGAAUCAAAUGGUGGGGCACUCAUAAAGGACAACACCACACAUGUUGCCGAUUUGUUUCGGCCUCUGCAAAUCACAAGGAUGGAGCUUUUUCAUGUUCUUAAUGGCUUUUUUGCUUACAUUCAGGAACAUGUAGAGGAUCUAGAGGUGAUACCCCCAAACGCGGGCUCGUCUGCGCCAAGCACUGCUAAAGCCUCUUCAUAUGAGGACGCGCUGAGAGUUGGCAUCACUUUAACACGUUUGCCUACUUACUUGUUCCCGUCUCCAGCAUCCAGAGGUGCCAAUGGGUAUAUUGCUGAAGAAUACAAACCAGGCGGAAAGAGGUACCCCCUUCGAGCAGCUUUACAUGAAUGUAUUUUGCUGGUUGGGUAUCUCUGUUUGGAUAAUCCCUUUUUACAAGAAAUGAUCUCCUGGGGCAAGGGGAAGACCUUAAUAGGAAAUAUGUUAAGCUUCCUUCCAAUUCACUACUUCUCCAGCGCUCGACAUAUCCUCUUUCCUACCAUAUUAUGUUUAAUAUGCGAAAACAACCAAAUCAUCAAGUUUAUUCAGGAUGAAAUGGAGCUGAAGGCGUUACAUUCUUUUCUUUUUCAGGAGUAUGAAAACCUUAGUAAAAAAGCUAAGUCAUACGCUCAAACGUACUCGCAGCAGUUAGAAGCCUAUCGAUCAAAGGUGGAUGCACAAUGUUCUGUUGUGAAUACUUCAACAAAAAUAAAGGGCAAAUGUUCGACCGAAACGGUGCAUGAAGAUCAAGAUAUCUUAGACACUACACCACGUUCUACCAAUAUAGGGGAAACAUCACCCUUUCUCGAGAAAGAGAGGCUCUGUAAACUUUUAAGAACAUGUGGUGUCUCGUCAGAUCCGAGCUUUUAUCGUAUUGAACGUCGGUUACCUAUUUCAUAUUGGCCAGGUAUUUUGAAUCAACUUGAACAAUUCCUUAAUUAG
Molecule: messenger RNA, 3192 nt
Organism: Phytomonas sp. Hart1
Lineage: Eukaryota; Euglenozoa; Kinetoplastea; Trypanosomatida; Trypanosomatidae
Source: the annotation of a GenBank genome assembly